CUUUGACUGCAGCCGUUAACAACGCUUAGCUAACCGACGUGUCAGUUACCUGUGGAUAAAUGUCUCGCAGAAACGCGUCCUCGUCUACUUCUGGAAAUAUCGGCACAGUCGGUGUGUCUCACCGGAAGAUAGAAAUACACGGACAAAAAGACGACAGGGGAAGAAAAAAAAGAUGGCGCUGCCCGUGUUGAGAGGUUGCCACAGGUUUCCGUCAACAUUUCGCUGUGUUCGUUUGUUUUUAAAUGAAAGUAUCACCCUGAACCGGUCCGGGAGGACGCGGCUGCCCCCCUCAGCCCCUGCCCCCGUGACGGCAGCGUCCCGCCCGUACAGCUCCGACGGACAGAACCAGAACCGGAACCAGAAGGUGGUGGUCGUCGGCAUCCCGAACCCUUUUAUCUGGCUACGCACCCGAAUAUACUACUUUCUGAUCCGGGCUUACUUCGACAAAGAGUUCAACAUUCAGGAGUUCACGGAGGGCGCGAAGCAGGCCUUCUCCCAUGUUUCCAGGCUGUUGGCACAGUGUCAGUUUGAAGCUCUGGAAGGGCUCGUGGCUAAAGAUUUGAUUGGGAAGCUUGAGGAGAAGUGCAACCUGCUGCCAUCGAGCCACAAGAGGGCGCUCUCUGCAGGUCCUGACGAGAUCAUGUACACCACGCCUGGAGACGUGGGGAUCUUCUACGAUGAUAAUGGGAGGAAGUUUGUCAGUAUUCUGAUGCGGUUCUGGUACCUGACGAGUGCACGUCUUCCUAACGAAGCCCUGGAGGGAACCCGCAUCUUCCAGGUGGCCAUCGGGGGAGAGGGAGACCCGGAGACUAAGAGACUCCUAACGGCAAACUACGAAUUCCAAAGGGAGUUCACUAAGGGAGUUCCUCCGGACUGGACCAUCACGAGGAUAGAGCACUCCAAGCUUUUGGAUUAAGGGGGUUUUGAUUUUGAGGCAGUUGUGCCACUGGAAACCAACUAACUGAGACAUGAAAUCCCUCUUCAGUAUUCUCUUUGAAACAUGAUGCAUCUCCUCACUGGGGAAGUUGGAGGAAAACCCCAGACCUGGAUUCAUCUACUAGUCGCUGUAGAGAAGACACAUGAGCCAACCCAUCUAGUCUCAUAGAUACGGCCCAGAACAGGGGCUCUUAUGGGUUUUAUCCCCCUAAAAACUCUUGUUUUGGAAGGUUUGUACAUUUAGGAAUGAGCCAGCCCAUCUAGUCUCAUAGAGACGGCCCAGAACGGGGGUUCUUAUGGGUUUUUACCCCCUAAAAACUCUUGUUUUGGAAGGUUUGUACAUUUAGGAAUGUGGCCAGAUGCGUCAGAUAUUAUUUUUGAUUUAUUUUAAUCAUCAUGUAACCUCAUAUGGAUGGGGUCUGCUGCACAUUGGUGUGCCUUGCAUCGGUUCUUGGAAACAUCUGGUUUUCUAUUUUUGGAAAUUCAUCAUGUUUGCAGUCCCCUGACUCUCAAGUACAUGCUAUAUAUACACACACAUAUCACAUAUAUAUAGCAGGGAAAAGUCUCAAAAUAUAUAUAUAUAUAUAUAUAUAUAUAUAUAUAUAUAUAUAUAUAUAUAUAUAUAUAUAUAUAUAUAUAUAUAUAUAUAUAUAUAUAUAUAUAUAUAUAUAAUAUAUAUAUAUAAUAUAUAUAUAUAUAUAAUAUAUAUAUAUAUAUAUAUAUAUAUAUAUAUAUAUAUAUAUAUAUAUAUAUGUACUGUACAUGUUUGCAAUGAUUAAUGCAGCUUGGUGCAGCUGCAGCAGAACCUUGAUUGUUUUAUUAAAGAUUUGAAAAAUGAA
Etheostoma spectabile (orangethroat darter) is the source of this 1775-nucleotide messenger RNA. It is a transcript of the gene maip1, whose product is annotated as matrix AAA peptidase interacting protein 1. Gene Ontology annotation, biological process: protein insertion into mitochondrial inner membrane from matrix. Gene Ontology annotation, cellular component: mitochondrial inner membrane. The coding region runs from base 173 to 916 and encodes 247 amino acids. The transcript is spliced from 6 exons. Gene Ontology annotation, molecular function: ribosome binding. Lineage: Eukaryota; Metazoa; Chordata; Actinopteri; Perciformes; Percidae. The record is from RefSeq and is a predicted model, not a curated record.